AUGGCACUGAUCAAGGGACAGAUUUGCCAAGUUUUCUUCUUUCUCUGUAUUUCCAUAUGUUUUGAAGAUAAUUCACGUGCACUUGCUGAGGAUAUUGGGUCAAGCCGUCUUGAACGCCUCAAUAACGCACUUUUUGUUAGGUACGGGGAUAGUAAUAAAAAAGGGGAUCCUUCUGCAGCCAUAGCUCUAUUUGAAAAGUUAAUAGAAGAGGAAAAUGAUGAAAUAACUACUCAUUCAUUGUUUGAAUUGGGGAAAAUUUAUUUUUUCGGAUUUGACGGUUAUUUUUGGAAAAACUACGACAUAAAAAAGGCAUUGGAAUAUUUGGAAACUUCAUCUAAUAGAAACCACCCAGGGGCUUUGUUUAUGAUGAGUUUUUUGUAUUCCGUAGGAAUUAAAGAUGGUCCACCUAUAAACAAUGACAAAGCUAUGAAAUGUUUGAUUAGAUCUUCAAAGAUGGAUUUUGUACCCUCAAUGUUGGCUUUGGCAUUCAGAUUUUUAUAUGGAAUUGAUGUUGAAGUGGAUUUAAAUGCGGCAAUAAAAUUGUACAAGAGAAUAUUUCAUUUGAAUUCUAAGAAAGGUAACACUCCAUUAUUUAUAACCCCGUUGGAAGAAUUAAAGAUAACAGAGGAGUCAUUAUCUUAUUUUAGAAAUAAUGAGAAAAGUGGAAAUACGAAUGAUGUUAAAUAUAGGAAAGAUGCUAUGCAUUAUUGGGAAAAUCGUGCUAAUGACGGGGAUCCAUUGGCAAAUUAUGAACUGGCUAAAUUGCAUGAGUCAGAUAAUGGUGAUAACAAAAAAGUUGCAGAACUAUACAAAAAAGCUGGUGAUAGAAAUAUGGCACCUGCUUUACGUGAUUUGGCACUUUGUUAUUUGCAAAGAAAAGGUCUACCAAAAAAUUCCGAAAAGGCGAUUGAACUACUAAAAAAGGCGGUUUCACUAGGUGACUAUGAAUCAGCAAAUUAUUUGGGGCACAUAUAUUAUAAUGGUGAUUUUUAUGUUGAUGAAGGCAAACCUAUAUACGCAGAUAAGAAGUUGGCAUUAAAGUAUUUUGUUAUUGCAGCAUCUCAUGAAAUCCCAGAAGCAAUGUAUUUUUUGGCUGAAAUUAUAGUUGACAACUCAAGGUCUUAUAAGGGAUCGAAAUACGAUAGUGAACUAUCUUGUGCUUAUCAUUUAUACAAAAGUUCGGCUGACCAUGGAUUCUUACAUGCUUACUGGCGCGAGGCUAUAAUGAUUGAAAACGGAAUUGGAACUUCAAAAAAUCUUCUUCUAUCAGCAUUAAAUUACAAGAUUGUUGCAGAAUCACAUUAUGCACGAUCUAAUAUUGUUGAUUCUAUUGAAAAGUAUCUGAAUAAAGAUGUUCAUUCGUGUAUACUAAUAAAUGCAAUUGCUUCUUACGCAGGAAUUCAGGUUGCACAGUGGAAUGUGGGAGCACUGUGUCUAAAAUCAAAAUGCAGUAUAUUCAAGGAUAGGAUGAUAUCCAAGUCUUAUCUAAGUAAUGCACUUUUACAAGGUGAUACUAGUGUUCUUUACGACUUAGGAACGCUUUCUAUAAGCGAAGGAAAAAUCCGAACCGCCAAAGACCUGUUUCGCAGAGGUUUUAAUAGUGGUGACAUGAAAUGUCUACAGCCACUUGUGAGAAUGUUCUCAAUAGAUAAAAAAAGCAUAAACAAAGCCAUAAACCUGUUGGAAUAUAAAAAAUAUCGCAACAGUAUCGCAAAACCAGACUCCGGUUUUCGCCUAAGUUUCUCGAGAACACUCGAGAACCUGAGAACAAAUAGAGAUUUAUUCAGUUUAAAAGGAAAACGCUUCCUUUACAAUUUAAUUUACUAG
Molecule: messenger RNA, 1827 nt
Organism: Theileria equi strain WA
Lineage: Eukaryota; Apicomplexa; Aconoidasida; Piroplasmida; Theileriidae
Product: Sel1 repeat domain-containing protein
Exons: 6
Coding region: 1-1827 (608 amino acids)
Molecular function (GO): protein binding
Source: RefSeq, a predicted model, not a curated record